Molecule: messenger RNA, 2222 nt
Organism: Sebastes umbrosus (honeycomb rockfish)
Lineage: Eukaryota; Metazoa; Chordata; Actinopteri; Perciformes; Sebastidae
Gene: rxfp3.3b
Product: relaxin family peptide receptor 3.3b
Exons: 1
Coding region: 292-1614 (440 amino acids)
Biological process (GO): G protein-coupled receptor signaling pathway; immune response
Cellular component (GO): membrane
Molecular function (GO): bradykinin receptor activity
Source: RefSeq, a predicted model, not a curated record
UCCCCCAUCGGGCACGCGCCUCCUCGGGCACCAGCAGAACAUAAAGUGAGCUGCGCGCACACGAGGCACAUCAGUGAACCAGUAACCGGCGGUAGUGAAAGAAGCUCCGGUGAGUUCAGUUCAGAGUGCCUGGUCCUCCUCCUGCUCCCGCUCCUCCUCCUGCUCCUGCUCCUUGUCUUGGCCCUGGUCCUGGUCCCGAUCCUGGUCCUGGUCCCUGUGAGGUGUUAACAUGAGCUUUGGGAACUCUGCUGCGCACCUGGAAGCUUUUCUCCAGAAGCGCAGCAGCAGGUGAUGCGCGCUGCAGGACUCCGGUCGGGUUCGUUACCGGAGAGGAUGGAAAGUGAGCUGUGGAACCAAAACACCACCACGUCCACCUCCUCCUGGAACCGGUCCUCCUCUGACCGGUUCUUCAGCAGCCUGGAUGACAUCGACGUGCCGGCAGACGGCUCCCCGGCGCUGCGGAUCCUCAUCUCCAUCGUGUACUCGGUGGUGUGCGCCGCCGGGCUGCUCGGCAACCUGCUGGUCUUCUACCUGAUGAAGGCGCGCUGCUGCGGCGGCGGACGGAGGAAGAAGAACCGCUCCUCCUCCUCCUCCAGCAGCAUCAACCUGUUCAUCCUCCACCUGGCCGUCACCGACUUCCAGUUCGUGCUGACGCUGCCCUUCUGGGCGGUGGACACGGCUCUGGACUUCAGCUGGCCCUUUGGAAACGCCAUGUGUAAGAUCACCCUCUCGGUCACGGUGAUGAACAUGUACGCCAGCGUGUUCUUCCUCACCGCCAUGAGCGUCACCCGCUACUGGUCGGUGGCCUCGGCGCUGAAGGACCGGACCCGGCGGAGGGUGUGCUGCCCGGUGCGCUGGGUCAUCGCCGGGCUCUGGGUCUCCGCCACGGUGGCCUCUUUACCCACGGCUAUCUUCUCCACGGUAAAGAUUGUGGCCGGAGAGAGGCUGUGUCUGCUGGGCUUCCCGGACCCGGACGGCCAGUCGUGGCUGGCUCUCUACCACCUCCAGAAGAUCCUGGUGGCCUUCGUGGUACCCAUGGUGACCGUCACCGUGUGUUACCUGCUGCUGCUGCGCUUCGUCCGGCUGCGGAGCAUGAACAACAACACCGAGGUGAAGCAGCAGCAGCAGCAGCAGAGGAAGAGGAGGAGGUCCAGGGUGACCCGCUCCGUCACCAUCGUGGUGCUCUCCUUCUUCGUCUGCUGGAUGCCCAACCACGCCAUCACCUUCUGGGGCGUCCUGGUGAAGUUCAACCUGGUCAACUGGGACAAGACGUACUACAUGGUGCACACGUACGUGCACCCGGUGACCGUGUGUCUGGCGCACACCAACAGCUGCCUGAACCCGGUGCUCUACUGCCUCAUGAGACGCGAGUUCCGCAAGAAGAUGAAGGAUCUGUUCUGGAGGAUUUCCUCCUCCUCGCCCACCACCGGGAUUACCAGCUGUCACGGUCUAAGGCCGUUCUCCGGGACCGUGAGAGCAGAGGAGAUGGAGCUGGAGGACCCGGACCAGGACAACGACACGCAGGUUGUCACCCCGCUGAACAACGUGGAGACGGACACCUGCAGACUCUCUGUUUUAACGGACCAGUGCGACACGGACGCGCUGCAGAAGUAAAACCAGACUUUAAAACAGAGAGUCUGCAUCCCCAAACCUCCAAAACAACAUCCCAGUUGGACUGAAACGCAGCCUUUACGCAUAGGUGCGCAAUUUACGCACCUUUAACAGUAUUUAUAUAGCACUUAAACCUUCUUUAUAAUGUAAGAAAAUCUCGUGUUGCUGGAGUUGUUACCUCUUUAAACGAAACACUACAGGUUCGUGAUUUGGGCUUCUGUUCCGAUUGUGCCAAAUCCAAUAAUAAACCACUAAAGGACCGGACACCGCUAUACGUGGCGUAUUAGAUGCUUUUUUGACUUUGCAUCAAAGGGAUUGUAUAUAUUUUAAUCACAAUCUAAAGGUGACAAACAUCAAAGGAGAGAAAUAACAAUCGUGCGUAAAUUGCGCACCUGUGCGUAAAGGCAUCCAGCUGCGUUUCAGUCCGACUGGGAUGUUGUUUUGGGGGUUUUAGGAUGCAGACUCUCUGUUUUAACGAACCAGUGCGACACUGGCGCGCUGCAGAAGUAAAACCACACUUUAAAGGUCCCAUAUCGUGCUCAUUUUCAGGUUCAUACUUGUAUUUUGUGUUUCUACUAGAAGAUGUUUACGUGCUGUAAUGUUAAAAAAAA